Molecule: messenger RNA, 4104 nt
Organism: Cuscuta epithymum
Lineage: Eukaryota; Viridiplantae; Streptophyta; Magnoliopsida; Solanales; Convolvulaceae
Source: the annotation of a GenBank genome assembly
AAAAGAUUACAUGUGACGAUGAGGGAGGAGGGGUAGAAAAACGUGGUGGCUGGGGAGCCAUCGGCCACGUAUCCAUGUGACUUGUGACUAGUUGUGAGCCUUGCGAGGGACAAGUGAUACAUCUGCACCCCUACUUCUGCUUGCUCAAGAAGAUACUACUCCGUACAUGAAAGCAGCGUUUAAAAACUGAGUUUGGCGUAGGAAGUUUCCCAAUUGCCCAAUCCUCUCUGGUGGUAGCUACGGAUAUAAUCACAUCUCUCUUUUGCUAAUCUCUCUAGUCUGGGAAAAUGGCAACCCAUGAUCCAGAGCAUCCCACUCUGUCUUCCCCUGGACAGGAGCCUCUCCUUCACGGUCAACAACGGCAAGUCGAGAAUUAUUCUGUACUCGCCUCUGUACUGCCCUUCCUGUUCCCUGCUUUUGGAGGACUGCUCUAUGGUUAUGAUAUCGGUGCUACAUCCUGUGCCACAAUUUCCAUAGAGUCUGCCACAUCAAGUGGGAUUUCAUGGUAUGACCUAUCCUCUGUGCAGCUUGGUCUCAUAACUAGUGGCUCACUCUAUGGUGCUCUGAUUGGCUCUGUUCUGGCCUUCAAUGUCGCAGAUUUCCUUGGUCGAAGAAGGGAAUUGAUUCUGUCUUCUGUACUAUAUCUUAUUGGAGCAGUGAUAACAGCAAUUGCACCCGUCUACAUUAUAUUGGUUAUUGGACGUUUUGUUUAUGGUGUAGGAAUUGGGUUGGCAAUGCAUGCUGCUCCAAUGUACAUUGCAGAGACAUCACCAAGCCAGAUAAGAGGGUUGCUUAUUUCGCUUAAAGAGUUUCUCAUAGUCUUCGGAAUGCUAUUGGGCUAUACAGUUGGUAGCCUUCUGGUGGAAGCAGUUUCUGGUUGGCGGUAUAUGUAUGGAAUUAGCGCCCCGUUAUCAAUUUUUAUGGGAAUUGGAAUGUGGUGGCUUCCUGCAUCGCCUAGGUGGGUUCUUCUAAGCGCCAUUCAAGGGAAGGGUGAUGCGCGGGGUCUACGAGAGACAGCUGUACAUUGCUUGCGCAAGCUGAGGGGUGAUGCAGUUGGGGAUUCAGCAUAUGAUCAGGUGGAUGAGAUUCUAUCUGAGCUUUCUCAUCUAAGCGAAGAAAAAGAAACUACCUUUACUGAAAUAUUUCAAGGAAAGUGUUUGAAAGCCCUAACCAUAGGUGCAGGACUGAUCGUGUUCCAACAGAUUACUGGGCAACCUAGUGUUUUGUAUUAUGCAGCAAAAAUAUUUCAGGAUGCUGGAUUUGCUGCCGCAGCUGAUGCCACAAGGGCCUCAAUCUUUCUUGGGUUGUUGAAGCUGAUUAUGACAGGCGUGGCAGUUGUAGUUGUUGAUAGACUUGGGAGAAGACCUCUUCUACUUGGAGGCGUCUCUGGAAUUGCAGUAGCACUAUUUCUUCUGGGAUCAUAUUACACCUUCCUUGGUAAUGCCCCGCCUGUUGCUGUCAUUGCUCUGCUAUUGUAUGUUGGGUGUUACCAGUUAUCAUUUGGUCCGAUUGGGUGGCUGAUGAUCUCAGAGAUCUUUCCUUUGCGGGUGAGAGGGAAGGGAUUGAGCAUUGCAGUUCUUGUGAAUUUUGGCCUUAAUGCGAUUGUGACGUUUGCGUUUUCUCCUAUGGAGGACUUGGUUGGAGCUGGAAAUGUGUUCUUCAUAUUUGGUUUCAUAGCCAUUGCAGCUGUUAUUUUCGUCUUCUUCAUUGUUCCGGAGACAAAGGGGCUAACAUUGGAGGAGAUUGAGGCCAAAUAUCUCUGUUAAAUAUUGUCACAGUAUAGGCACCACCCGCCUCCACCUAUGCACGGCCUCUUACUAUGGCAUAAUAUGGUUCUUCUAACGUCUUCUGAGUAUAAUCUGUUUUUCCUUGUGCAUAGGUGUUAUGUAAAAUGUAUUUGAGUAUCUAAUACAAAACCAUUGAAAUAUCUAGAGGUGAUAUGAUUUAUCUGUGGAUAUUUCCCUAUUUGGAACCAUUGCAAAGUGAAAUGAACUUUCCAGCAAUGGCUGUGAAAACGGAUGACCCUGGACUGGCAAUUUCUGCAGUUUCAGGUGUAGGGGCAAGAACUGAAAUUCUAAUAGGAAUUGGAACCAGACUGGUUCAAGGCCGGGGGGUGGAUGCUGGUUCCGGAUUCUGUCAUCGGACCAUUUCUUGGAUGCAAAUUUGGGCAAAAAGUGACUGGUAUUUUGUGCUCCUGGCGUAUUGUAAGUAAGAUAUGGUUUAUAACAUUUUUUUGUUUCUUUUUUCCUCGGAAAAAUCUUAGUUGUAAAACAAAAAGCCUAUUUUGUUUCUUUUUUUGUUUCUUUAUUUUUUGGGCAAUUUCGACAGUUUCAAAAAUCCUAUUUUCUGAAAACGUAGAAAAAUAUUUAUUCCAUUCAACUUGUAUUUGGAAAACUAAUUUUCACCUAAAAAGAGUCCACUUUUGUAAUAUGGAACUAAUUUAAUGUAAUUUGUUAAAAAUUACCCAAAAAAUCUGGAUAUAAGGUUACAUAAAAUUUUGGUAGAAUAAACAAUUAACUUUUAAAAGUAUUCUCCCUUUCUCCAAUAAAAUCUUUACUUUGCCUUUUAUGGAGUUUAAUGAAUGAGUUUUUUCUCUAGUAUUACUAAAACGAUGUUCAUGGAAAAAAGGGUAUUUAAAAUUUUCAAGAAAGUGACUAAGUAAUGCAAUAGGAAAAGGGUUUUAUUAUAAGUUGUCUGUCGCAGACAACUUAUAAUAAGAGGGCCUCAAAUUUACAGACCUGACUAGGCCCUCUUUUUUUUUACGUUAAAACUAUUGGAGUACGUUUUAUGAAGAUUUGAAGGGGUCCAGUUAAAAGUUUAAAAAGGGUGGGGAACCGCUGAACCGGUCUAGAAUCGGAAAUAGAGGUCUCGAUCCGGACCUCCAUAAUUUCUACAAAGACCAUUCAGUCCGGGAUUGGAAUCGGUCUGAUCCUCCACCAUACUUGGAUAAUUGGCAUUCAUGAAAAAAAGAAUGACACCCCAUACCAAAAGUCUCUAGGCUAAACAGUUAUAUGAAAGAAUAUAAAUUGAACUUUUAUCUCACUUUGAUAGAAAAAGAGUGAUGUUUCAUUCCAAGUCAUUGGAGUUGAACCUGAGACCUCCCCUUGUGACACUCCUUUCCUAGUGUGCUACGCCCCCGGUAUAAUUGGCCUUGAUGAGAUGUUAUAGAGUGGGUGGAAAAUAAGACCUAGCCGGUGUAAAGGCAACGUGAAGGCUACAACGGCAGGUGGUUGAGGUGUGAGAAGUUGAGGGGAGAGUAGGGCUGGUAGGCAUGGGAGUUUGUUGCGGCAUCGAGAUGACUGCAGACCAGCAGGGGCGGGUGUCUGCCGCACUUGUAUUGAGAUUUUAAUAUACGGAGUAUUAAAGAAGUAUGAUUUGCACACUUUUUUAUUUGUAUUCAAAAUUGAGCUUAUAUCUAUAGUAAUCUAUCCCCCAGGCAAAAUCUAGGUAAUUUUUGAAUAUAUGCAUCAUUAUUUCUUCAAGGAAGUUAUAUUUUGCUUGACUUACAAAAAGAACAUUUUGUAAGUAUAAAAUAUUCUUUUAUUAGGAUAUUUCGAUAAAAACAUUUGCAAACACCAGACAACACGAGAAUUAAUGAUUCAGUUGACUUUUGGAAGUUAUAUUUUGUAAAUGUAAGUGUAAAAUAUUCUUUUAUUAGGACAAUUCGAUAAAAACAUUUGCAAACACCAGACAACACGAGAAUUAAUGAUUCAGUUGACUUCUGGUCAAACGUUUUUCAUUAUAUUAUUUUGGGGCCUUGGGGGCAGAGGUGAUAAUACUGUAAGGGUACGUUUGGUUCAAGGAAUGUUAGAUUAUCAUGAGAAUGUUAGAUGACCGGGUAGGUUAGAUAGACGAGAAUGUGAUUAAUGUGUAACACAUUUGUGUUUGGUUACGAUUAAAGGAAUGUGACAUAAAGUUGUUUGGUUGAAUCAUAUCUUAUACUCCCUAUUGCAUAUUUGGUGAAUUACUUAAUUGGCCUUUAAAUAUUUGUCUCUUAACACAUUAAACUUAUGACAACCUAUAAUUAAAGUAAUUAAAAUUAUAGAUAAAUAAAACAUCUUAAUAAUAAUUGAAAUGAAAACUAAUUGAAUAAAUAAUUCUAAG